This is a messenger RNA of Fulmarus glacialis (Northern fulmar), 2169 nucleotides long. It is a transcript of the gene PLCD4, whose product is annotated as phospholipase C, delta 4. Lineage: Eukaryota; Metazoa; Chordata; Aves; Procellariiformes; Procellariidae. Gene Ontology annotation, biological process: intracellular signal transduction; lipid metabolic process. Gene Ontology annotation, molecular function: phosphatidylinositol-4,5-bisphosphate phospholipase C activity; calcium ion binding. Bases 1 to 2169 code for a protein of 722 amino acids. The record is from RefSeq and is a predicted model, not a curated record. The transcript is spliced from 15 exons.
AUGGCAUCGCUGCUGUGCAACGCCCGAAUCCAGCUCACAGACACGCUGGAGCAGAUGCAGCAAGGGACGCUGAUGCGCAAAGUCAAGUCCAAGAGCUGGAAGAAGCAGCGUUACUUCAAGCUGCAGGAUGACUGCAUGACCAUCUGGUACCAGUCCAAGAGGAUGGGCAAAAUUGAGUCUGCCUUCUCCAUCAGCGAUGUGGAGACGGUGCGAGAAGGGCAUCAGUCAGAGGUGCUGCAGAGCCUGGCCGAGGAGUUCCCCCCCGAGCGCUGCUUCACCAUUGUCUUCUAUGGCCGCCGGGGCAACCUGGACCUCAUUGCCAGCUCAGCAGAGGAGGCGCAAUGCUGGGUCCAGGGCUUGCGCCAGCUCAUCGAGGUGGCCACCAGCAUGGACCAAAGGGAGAAGAUAGACCAGUGGAUUCGUGACUGGUUUCAGAAAGCCGACAAGAAUAAGGAUGGGCGCAUGAACUUCAAGGAGGUGCAGCGUCUCCUCAAGAUGAUGAACGUGGACAUGAAUGAGGAUCAUGCCUUGCGUCUCUUCCAGGCUGCUGACAAGUCGGAGUCAGGGACACUGGAAGGGGAGGAGUUCGUGCUCUUCUACAAGGCCCUCACGCAACGUGAGGAGGUGCUGAGCCUCUUCCAGGACUUCUCCGAGGAUGGGAAGAAGCUGACGCUGCUGGAGCUGGUGGAUUUCCUGCGGCAGGAGCAGCUGGAGGAUGAGGGCACAGAGGAGCUGGCCAUGGAACUCAUCGACAAGUACGAGCCAUCAGAGACAGGUGAGAGCCAGCCCGGACAUCGUGCUGACGGGUUCCUCAUGUACCUCUGCUCCCCGGAGGGCUCCAUCUUCAACCCCCGGCACCGGGCGCUGUGGCAGGACAUGAACCAGCCGCUCUGCCACUACUUCAUCUCCUCCUCCCACAACACCUACCUGAUAGAGGACCAGAUCCGGGGCCAGAGCAGCAUCGAGGGCUACAUCAGGGCUCUGAAACGGGGCUGCCGGUGCCUGGAGGUGGAUUGCUGGGACGGGCCGAACGGGGAGCCCAUGGUGUACCAUGGCCACACCUUCACCUCCAAGAUCCCUUUCCGGGAGGUGGUGAGCACCCUGGGGAAGUACGCCUUCAAGACCUCGGACUACCCGGUGAUCCUGUCCCUGGAGAACCACUGCAGCAUGGAGCAGCAGGAGGUCCUGGCCCAGCAGCUCAAGGCUAUCCUGGGGGAACAGCUCCUCACCGCCACCACUGAUGGGCACGUCCCCACCCAGCUCCCAUCCCCAGAGGAGCUGAAGCACAAGAUCCUGGUGAAGGGGAAGAAGAUCGGGCGGCUGGAGGACACACUGGACGGGCCGGGGGACGAGGCGCCCGAGGUGUCUGAUGAUGACAAUGGGGCAGAGGCGGAGGAGGAGAGGCGGAGGGUGAAGGCUGCCUGCGGUGGGGGUGCUGUCACCCCCAGCACUGCCUGGCUGUUCUCCGCCGAGGCCAAGGCCAGGAAGCUCAUCCGGGACGCAGGGAAUGAGUUUGUCCGCCACAACGCCUGGCAGCUGACACGCAUCUACCCUAGUGGGAUGCGGACUGACUCCUCCAACUACAGCCCCCAGGAGAUGUGGAACGUGGGGUGCCAGAUCGGUACGGCCCUGAACUUCCAGACAGCCGGCACGGAGAUGGACCUGUGUGAUGGGCUCUUCAGCCAGAAUGGCCGCUGUGGCUAUGUGCUCAAACCGCCCUUUAUGAGGGACGAGGAGACUGUCUUCAACCCCAGUGACCCUGGCAGCUGGGAGGGCCCUGGCCCCAUCACCCUGACGAUCCAGGUGAUCAGCGGGCAGCAGCUGCCCAAAGUGGCCAACAGCAAGGAUGGAGCCGUCAUCGACCCGCUGGUGCGCGUGGAGAUCCACGGGGUCCCCGCAGACCAGGCGCACCAGGAGACCAAGUACAUCGAGAACAACGGGUUUAACCCCCGCUGGGAUGAGACGCUCCAGUUCCAGCUCCACGUCCCCGAGCUGGCCCUCGUCCGCUUCGUGAGCAGAGUGGGGGCAGCCAUCAGCCAGAGCCUCGCUGUCCCCCCUGCAGGCUACCGCCACAUCCAUCUCCUCUCCAAGGAUGGCACCAGCAUCCCACCUUCUUCGCUCUUCGUCCACAUCCGCAUCACCGAGCCGCCCAGCCCCGAGCAGGACUGA